AUGAAGGCUUAUAGGGCAGCUGCACGCAACGCAGGCACUUCUCUUACAGCCCAGAGAUGCGCUGCUGUAGCUCGUCGUUACGCCAGCUCCGGGCCUCGCCGGGCUGGUGAUAGGUCGGGCAUGGGCAAGGGAAAGGCAUUGCUUCUGACCGCAGGAACUGCUGGUGUCCUUUACUAUGCCGACGACUACUUCAACGGACCCCUGAAGCAAUACUUUGGCUCCGAGGUUGAAAAGGAAUCACCCGACGUGCGGAAGCCAAAGUACCAAAAGGCCGAGAUCAAGUUUGAGGAGGCGAGGAAGGCGGCCCAGUCAAAGGAGGAGAACCGCGAUCUCAUUAGCUCGCAGCAUCUCCAGGUCAAGCAGAGCUGGGAGAACCCGGGCGUGUAUGCCUGGGGAAGCAACGUUGGCAAAGUGAUUGACCCACAAUCAAAGGAGACUCUCGUCAAGCUCCCGAGACGGAUCAAGUAUUUCGACGGCCAGCUGCUGAGGGACAUCAAACUGUGUCAAGAUUUUGGCGCUGCUGUCACGGAGAAGGGCGAUCUCGUCCAAUGGGGCCUGGGCUUCUCGAAUACUGAUCCUUCGCCCGUCGAGACGCUCAAGGGCAAAGACAUUUCCAAGAUUUCCAUCUCCAACGACCGCAUCAUCGCACUCACCUCCAGCGGAUCAGUGUACUCGGUCCCAGCAUCAAAGACCGGCCUCGCAGCAGGAAAGCAGUUACAGCAGCCUCAGCAGUCAUCAUCAUCCUGGAUCCCCUUUUGGAGCUCACCCGAAUCUCAGUCCGUCAAGGCUAGAGACCUGACCCCCAAGAACCUCGCCUGGGGUGAGAAAGUAACAGACAUCAGCAGCGGUCUCCAGCACAGCCUCCUCCUCACCUCAAAGGGCCGCGUCUUCUCCGCGGCCUCGAGCACGGCAGAGUACCCCUCCAAGGGCCAGAUGGGCAUCCCCGGCCUGAGCUGGACGUCCCGCCCGGCCGGCCCCUUUGACCAACCCCAGGAGAUCACCGGCCUCUCGGGCUUCUCCAUCGCCAAGAUCGCCGCCGGCGACUUCCAUUCCGCCGCCCUUGACAAGGACGGCAAACUCUUCACAUUUGGUGACAACACGUACGGCCAGCUCGGCCUGCCGGCGGACCAGGGCUACCAGAGAGUCGACGUCCCUUCCCUCCUCCCAACCGCCAAACUCUACGCCAACACGGGCCUCGUCCCUACGAUCACUUCCAUCUCUGCCGGCGGCAACAACACCUUCUUCACCGUAGACGCCACCGAAGUCGUCAACGAGAACCCCUUCGCACCAGCAGCGUCCGUCACCGGCGACAUCGCCCCCGCCCGCCGCAUGCCGCGCGUCACGGCCGACUUCUGGGCCUGCGGUCAGGGCGUCUACGGAUCCCUAGGUACCGGCAAGUGGACGCACGUUACCCCGGGGCCAGCAAAAGUGAAGGCCCUCUCCUCACUCUUCGAGUUCGACGAAAAGGCCAACCGCAUGGCCCCCAUUCGCCUCGCCAACGUCUCUGUCGGCGCGACGCACGUCUCGGCGACCAUGGACAACGUCACGCGGACGGGCGCGACAACGCGGUCCUCGGACAAUGACACCAACUGGGGCGCCGACGUGCUCUUCUGGGGCGGCAACGAGCACUACCAGCUCGGCACGGGUAAGCGCAGCAACCUCAAUGCGCCGGCGUACAUUGGCGCCCUGGACGGUGGGGCAGGGGACGCCGUCAACGGUCGCGGGGGCGAGGUGCACCGGUUCCAGCUCACGCCGCGGCAGACGGUCCGGCUGGGUAAGGACGGCAAGGGCAGGAAGGUUAGUCUGGAGCAGAGGGUGGAGUGUGGGCGGUUCGUGACGGCCGCGUACUCUGCUGUUUGA
This is a messenger RNA of Colletotrichum paranaense, 1860 nucleotides long. RefSeq lists its product as uncharacterized. The transcript has a single exon. Lineage: Eukaryota; Fungi; Ascomycota; Sordariomycetes; Glomerellales; Glomerellaceae. The record is from RefSeq and is a predicted model, not a curated record. Gene Ontology annotation, cellular component: mitochondrial inner membrane. Gene Ontology annotation, biological process: mitochondrial respiratory chain complex III assembly. Bases 1 to 1860 code for a protein of 619 amino acids.